AAUGACUUUUAUGGCAAUGUAUUCAUAUUUAAGUAGACAGGUGUUUGACUACGAAUGACCUAAAAACUGAACGCUCCGGUAUAACAACAGUCUCCUUUAGCAAUGCGAAUUUCAUCUAACAGCCGCUCGUAUCGAUCGCAUGGAAGCACGCUGAUCCUACAUGCUUAUUGACCGCGUUUCGGUUGUGGCAAGAGCGGUCGGUCUGAGUGUCUAGAUCCGGCUUCUCGUCAUGCUUCAGCUGGGGGACGGACUCACUCUCUUCUCGGCCAUUUUUAUCGUGGUUCUCCUGGGGACCAGACGCGCGCUUUGGUCCACGGUGCUCACGGUCUCUGUCUACCUCUUUCUGGUGGUGUUCCGGUUUCCCCAGGUUCCGACCAGCCGUUCCAGACUAGUGCUGCGGCCCGGCUCUAGAGUCUCGGCGAGCGGCGUGUCAGCGGUGGCGCACCGCGGGGGUGGACAUGAUGCACCCGAGAACACCAUAGCAGCCAUACGGGCGGCCAGUGAGAAUGGAGCCACAGGUGUGGAACUGGACCUAGAGUUCACGGCUGAUGGGGUUCCCAUACUGAUGCACGAUGAGACUGUGGACCGAACCACAAAUGGAUCAGGUCCAGUCAGCAAGCUGCUCUUCUCUGAACUCCGUAAACUAGAUCCGGCAGCCAAACACAGACUCUGUGACCGUUUCCGGGGUGAGAAGGUUCCAACGCUGCAGGAGGCCGUUGAGGAAUGCAUCAAGCACCAGCUGAUCAUCUACUUUGAUGUCAAAGGUCAUCCAGAUGAGGCAGCUGCAGCACUAAAGGAGUUAUUUCGGAAGUAUCCAGUGCUCUACAACACAAGUAUCGUCUGCUCAUUUGAGCCCAAAGUCAUCUAUAGGAUGCGACAGGCCGAUCCUGACGUGGUGACAGCAUUAACCCAUCGGCCAUGGAGCUUGAGUCGUUUUGUCGACGGAAAGCCCAAGUUCUCAUCUGCAUGGAAACAUCACUGGAUGCAGGUGCUGGACGUGCUCCUCGACUGGGCCCAUCAUCACCUGCUAUGGAACCUGUGCGGAGUCUCUGCCUUCCUGGUUCAGAAAAACAUCAUCUCCCAGGACUAUGUGCAAUACUGGGCUGAUCGAGGUUUGGAGGUGGUGGCCUGGACAGUGAACACGGCUGUAGAGAAAGAGUACUACCAGCAGCUACUGAAGAUCAACUAUAUCACUGAUAGCCUCAUAGAAGACUGUGAACCUCACUACUGAAAGCCAAACACACAAAUCUAUGGGAGAAAGAUUAAAACUCAAUUGUCCGAGAUAUGAAAUGACAUACAUAUUUACCUACAUUUUAUAUACAUUGGUUUACAGAUAUGAUUGUCCAGUUUCAUGUCAAACGGUAGUCAAAAAAUUCGUUUCAUUAUAAGGAAUUAGUCAAUAAUUAUUAAAACCAGUAUGUUUGUACUAUUAAUUAGAAAUUGGUUCUAAUAAGAUACUGUUUUAAGAACUACAACCCCAAUUCCGAAAAAGUUGGGACAGUAUGACAAAUGCUAAUAAAAACAAAAAACAGUGAUUUGUAAAUUAUAUUCACCCUUUGCUAAAUUGAAAGCAUUACAACUACACAUUAUAUGAUGUUUUACCUUGUGAAUUUCAUUGUUUUUUUGAAAAUGUACAGUAAUUUCAAAUCAGAUGAUUGCAACAAAAAGUUGAGACAAGUCGAGUGUUUACCACUGUGAAACAUCACCAUUACUUCAAAUAACACUUAUUAAGCAUUUAGGCAUUGAAGACACAAGUUAGUUAAGUUUAAAAAGUGGAAUUUUACCCCAUUCAUCUAUUAUGCAGGUCUUCAGCUGCACAAUUGUACGGGGUCUUCGUUGCCGGAUGGUGUGCUUCAUAAUGUGCCACACAUUCUCAACUGGAGAUGGUCAGGAUUGCAGGCAGGCCAAUCUAACACCCACACUCUCUGCUCACACAGCCAUGCACUUGUAACCACAUGCCGUCAGUAUGUGGUUUGAAGUUGUCCUGUUGAAAAUUCAGGGACGUCCCUGGAAAAGACGGUGCUGGAUCGCAGUAUAUGCUGCUCCAAAAUGUGUGCAUACCUGUCUGCAUUCAUGUUGUUCUCACAGAUGUGUGAGUUACCCAUGCCAUGGGCACUGACACACCCCUGGCCCAUAUAGACACUGGCUUUUUGACCUGAUGCUGAUAACAGCUUGGAUGGCCCUUUUCCUCUUUGGCCCGGAGAACAUGACAGCUGUGUUUUUCAAAAACUAUUUGAAAUGUGGACUCAUCGGACCAAAAAACCCGGUUCCACUGUUCUACUUUCCAUCUAAGAUGAGACCGAGCCCAGAGAAGUCGGCAGCACUUCUGGACAGUGUUGAUAUAGGGCUUCUCCUUUACAUAGUAAAGUCUUAACUUGCAUCUGUGGAUGCAGCGGCGAAUGGUGUUGACAAACAAAGGUUUACUAAAGUUAUCCCAAGCCCAUGUUCAUGAUAUCCAUUACAGAUGAAUGAUGUUUUUUAAGACAGUAAUGUCUGAGGGAUCAGAGAUCACACGCAUUCAGAAGUGGUUUUCGUCUCGCCCUUUACGCACCGAGAUUUGACCAGAUUCCUUCAAUCUUUUAACUAUAUUGUGCACUGUAGAGGGUGAAAUGCCCAAAAUCCUUCCAAUUUGUCUUUGGGGAACAUUGUUCUCAAAGUGCUAGAUUAUUUGCUGAAGCAUCUGUUGGCAAAUUGACAAGUCUCAAACGAUCCUUGCUCUUGAAGGACUAUGCUGUUUUUGGAGGCUCCUUAUAUACUAUGACACAAUUGCAUAACCUGUUUAACAUCUCCUGUUUCACAUCGCCUUGUUAUUUCAACUCGUCAAAUUGUUAUUAGUCUUAAAUUGCCCGUCUCAACACGUUUUUUUGGAGCGUGUUGCAAUCAUUUGAUUUUAAAUUAUCGUACAUUUUCAAAAA
Molecule: messenger RNA, 2915 nt
Organism: Myxocyprinus asiaticus (Chinese sucker)
Lineage: Eukaryota; Metazoa; Chordata; Actinopteri; Cypriniformes; Catostomidae
Product: glycerophosphodiester phosphodiesterase 1-like
Exons: 6
Coding region: 230-1231 (333 amino acids)
Biological process (GO): lipid metabolic process
Molecular function (GO): phosphoric diester hydrolase activity
Source: RefSeq, a predicted model, not a curated record